This is a messenger RNA of Uranotaenia lowii, 2246 nucleotides long. Its product is annotated as protein maelstrom homolog. The transcript has 3 exons. Gene Ontology annotation, biological process: negative regulation of DNA-templated transcription; male meiotic nuclear division; spermatogenesis. Gene Ontology annotation, cellular component: nucleus; P granule. Bases 139 to 1719 code for a protein of 526 amino acids. Gene Ontology annotation, molecular function: sequence-specific DNA binding. The record is from RefSeq and is a predicted model, not a curated record. NCBI's taxonomy places the organism in Eukaryota, Metazoa, Arthropoda, Insecta, Diptera, Culicidae.
GCAAGUCGAGACGAAAAGUCAGAUAGUGCAUCAGUAUAAUUAGAUAAAUUUUAAUUAGUUACACUGUUUAUUUUAAAGAAAAGUUGAGUGGUUGUGCUGGAAUAUAAGAAGCUCUCCUUGAAUAUCUCCGAAAUAAAGAUGUCAUCGAAAAAGAAACCUGCCGCAAAGGGGCCAUUUUUCUUCUUCAUGUUGGAAUUCAGACGCCAAGAGGAAGCUCGUGGUAAAAAAUUUCAUGGUGGACUUGAGCAAGUACAGCGUGAAGCCGGUCCACACUGGAAUAAUCUGGAUGACGAAGCGCGCGAGAUAUACAAAACCCGCGCGCAAGAGUACAAGAAAGCGCCGAAACAAAAUUAUGGCGAAAAAUACACCGCCCAGGGAAUUGCCUUCAGUGUAGUAGAAAAGCAACAGCAGGAACGGAUGACGAACCAGGAAAACACAAGUAAAGCAAUAGUAGAACUCAUUGAGACGGCUUCGGACAAUAACGAGCUGGAAACCCUGGAAGUUGUCUUUAUUUCUUUCAAUCAUUUUUGCAAGAUUAACGAACUGACUUAUGUUCCAGCCGAGAUGGGAGCAGUGAGAUAUAAUCUUUCGAACGGGGUUGUCGCUCAACUUCACGAAUUCAUUAAUCCAGUUAAGCUUCCUCUCGGAUUAGCGUACGAAUCGAGUAUUAUAAGCGAAGAAUCUCACCAGCUUCCGAUUCCUCCGAAUGCAUUUGGUGAAUCAGACUUCAGCAUUAUACUAGAAAAGCUUGUUGCUUUCAUCGAUUAUGACAAAAAGCCAUUCAAACGGGGAUUUCCAUUAUUUGUCGAUGCGAAGGAGGUGAAAAUGGCUCAAAGCAUUUUGGAUCAAUUUUGCGAGGAUACCAAAAAGACCUACAAUUUUCUUAUUUGUCCAUUGAAUGAAUUUUUCUUCCGGCUUAAACGCGCUACUGAAAAGUACGGUAUGGAUAUUUGUGCCUUUCCAGCGAAGACUAUCGCUGAUAUACUAUUGAAAAAAGAUCCAUAUGAAUACACCAGUGGAAUCGCCUGCAAUUACCAUGAGGAUAAUGGUAUUUCCCGAUUCUGUGCUUUAUCACGCGUAAUACGUUGGUCCUUCAUGAUAUCGGAUAAUUGCUGUUUAGAUUUGGGUAUUGACCUCAUCCCUGGCCUACAUCUACCGCAAAAUGCGGAUACCACUCUCAGUGUGCAUCUGACUGAAACUGUUGCCUCCAAAUCGAUGUCAUUCGUGUCAGCAUCGGAUAUGACCCACGUUUCUAUGCCGCAACUCACCAAAAUACGUAAAAAGAGUCCUUUCCGUGGUGACGACAUCAAUGGUUCAGUUAUUUACAGUUCCCGUUCUGGAACGAGUCGCAAAGAGUCACAUAACAAACACGAGUCAAAGAGAGCUGACUCAACGAAUCCUUUCCACCAUCUCGAUGUAUCAGAAACUUCGGAUUGGUUCCCUUCUGAAAGUGUUAUAACGAAUAAAUCAGCGUACGCUGAAAGUAAUCCUUUCAGUAGACAGCUUGAGGUGGACGAGUUUUGCCAACAAAGGGAUUUAGGACUGGCUUGUCUUGGUCGGGGGUCGCUUAUAGCCACGACUUCAAAAGGCAAAGGCUCGAGAAACAGGUAUGGUGGAGAAUUUUCGGGAACAAAUCAUUCCUAUCAGGGUCGCGGAAUGUCAUUUAGCAGCCCACCACCUAGCGUUGAUUUAUCGUCACAAUAUAGUGAUGAAGAUUGAGUUGUACUUGGUAAUUUAUCGAACAUUUUUUACUAUCGUUAUGCUUUUUCCCUAAAUUUAUUGUUUCUACUUCCUAUUUAGAGCAAAUUUGUUACUAAACAUAUCGAAAAACAGAUUGAAAGAAUAGUAAGUGUUUGAUAGUAAACAGUAGCGAGCAUCAGUAACUUCAAAAGUAGAUGUUUCAAUGCUUCAUUUAUCAAUCUAUCGUUUUAAUAUUAGAGGCUUAAUUUCUACGAGAGAUAGACUUUAGUUUCAGUCAUUUAAACGAUCUUGAAAUCUCUAAUAAGAUGUGAACAUUUUGUUUUAAUUAAUUCCUAAUAAAUCCUGUUUAGAUAAACUUAGCUACUUUUGCUUUGACCAGUUGGUUGGGCAACUAAUUGUUACGUUUUGUUAUAUUUCAAAUUACUUAGAUAUCAUCUAGCUGAAAUACAAGGCGGUUAUAGUCUAUGAAACUUCAAAACUCUGUUUAAACUUAUCAAUAUAUAUGUUGUUUUGAAAGAAAAAAAUGCAAUAAAGUCAGUUUAUCU